AAAGAGGUUGGCUCAAGGUAAGGGGCAGUGGUCUACUCUGCUGGCAACAUGCUGCGCUUCCUGGUGUUCGCCACCCUGGUCGUUUAUGGACACAGCAUUCCGAACUUUCCAAAAACGAAUGCUUGGGUCGUUGGAGGGACUGAGGCCCGGAAGCAUUCCUGGCCCUCUCAGGUUUCCCUCCAGUACCAGUCUGGAAGUUCCUGGUUUCACACUUGUGGAGGGACCCUCAUCAGAGAGAACUGGGUGAUGACAGCUGCACACUGCGUGGACCACCCAAUGAUCCUCCGUGUGGUGGUGGGAGACCACAACCUCAGACAGGACGAAGGCACUGAGCAGUACCUGGGAGUGCAGAAGAUCGUGAUACACCCAUACUGGAACAGCGAUAACGUGACUGCCGGCUUUGACAUGGCCCUGUUGCGCCUAGACAGGAGUGUUACUCUGAAUAGCUACGUCCAGCUGGCUACUCUGCCCCCGAAAGGAAUCAUUCUGUUUAGCAACAAUCUCUGCACCAUCACUGGCUGGGGCAGGUCCAACGCCAAUGGCCAGCUGGUCCAUACCCUGCAGCAAGCGUCCAUGCGCACCGUGAACACCACCACCUGCUCUAGCCCUUCCUACUGGGGCUUCCAUGUGAACAGCAUCAUGAUGUGUGCUGGUGGAAGUGGCGUAAACGCUGGAUGCCAGGGUGAUUCUGGAGGUCCCCUCCACUGCUUGGUGAAGGGCAAGUAUUCUGUCCACGGAGUGACCAGCUUUGUGUCCAGCCUGGGCUGUAAUGUCCCCAUGAAGCCCACAGUUUUCACCCGGGUCUCUGCUUACAUCCUUUGGAUAAAUAAGGUCAUUUCCUCCAACUGAAUAUUUUCCUGAGUCCAGUGGUCUUCCAAAGAUGGUUCUUAGAUCUGCAGGAGGACUUGAGGUCAAUAAGGAAAAAACAGGGUUGGGGGUAUAGCUCAGUGUAGAGUGCUUACCUAGCAUGAUCAAAGCCCUGGGUUCCAUCUCCAGCACCACGCGCAAAAAAGGCAGGUGCUAGGGAUAUAAUCAAUUGGAGAGCACUUUAGCAUGUAAG
This is a messenger RNA of Sciurus carolinensis (gray squirrel), 1060 nucleotides long. It is a transcript of the gene Cela1, whose product is annotated as chymotrypsin like elastase 1. The record is from RefSeq and is a predicted model, not a curated record. Gene Ontology annotation, molecular function: serine-type endopeptidase activity. Gene Ontology annotation, biological process: proteolysis. The coding region runs from base 49 to 849 and encodes 266 amino acids. The transcript has 8 exons. NCBI's taxonomy places the organism in Eukaryota, Metazoa, Chordata, Mammalia, Rodentia, Sciuridae.